Aspergillus chevalieri is the source of this 1062-nucleotide messenger RNA. RefSeq names its product alternative oxidase. Gene Ontology annotation, biological process: alternative respiration. The coding region runs from base 1 to 1062 and encodes 353 amino acids. Gene Ontology annotation, cellular component: mitochondrion. The record is from RefSeq and is a predicted model, not a curated record. Gene Ontology annotation, molecular function: alternative oxidase activity. The transcript has 3 exons. Lineage: Eukaryota; Fungi; Ascomycota; Eurotiomycetes; Eurotiales; Aspergillaceae.
AUGAUGAAUUCGUUAACGGCAACAGCGCCUAUUCGAAUUGCCUCAUUCCCCAAGCCAUACCUUCGUCUUGCUGUCCGGAGCUAUACAAAUGCUGCCGCCACAACGGGGUUACGAUAUGCUCCAUUGGCAGCCAAAAAGGCCCAGCAACAGACACACGGAAAGAAAGGCAUCUCGUCCACACCAUACAAGACCCAGGAGUAUUUUCCUCCACCAAAGGCAUCUCAUAUUCAGGAGGUAGAUUCCUCAUGGUCGCACCCAGUAUACACGUAUGACCAGAUGAACAAGGUUACCGUUGCCCAUCGGGAAGCCAAAGACUGGGCCGAUUGGGUGGCGCUCGGAACCGUCCGUCUCCUGCGAUGGGGAAUGGACUUGGUAACUGGAUAUCGGCAUCCCGGGCUGGGCGAAGAGAACCUCCCCAAAUUCAAAAUGACUGAGAGAAAGUGGCUCACGCGGUUUGUCUUCCUGGAAAGUGUUGCUGGUGUUCCGGGAAUGGUGGGAGGCAUGUUGAGACACUUGAGGAGUCUGCGACGCAUGAAGAGAGAUAACGGAUGGAUCGAAACCCUGCUCGAAGAAGCACACAAUGAACGGAUGCACCUUCUCACAUUCCUGAAACUCGCGGAACCCGGCAUGUUCAUGCGCCUGAUGGUCCUCGGCGCCCAAGGCGUCUUCUUCAACGGGUUCUUCAUCUCCUACCUCAUCUCCCCACGCAUCUGCCACCGAUUCGUCGGCUACCUCGAAGAAGAAGCCGUCGUCACAUACUCCCGAGCCGUUAAAGAGAUCGAGACGGGAGCACUUCCGGAUUGGGCGCAGAUGGAGGCACCCGAAAUUGCGGUCCAAUAUUGGAAAAUGCCCGAGGGCCACCGCACCAUGCGGGACCUGUUACUGUAUGUGCGGGCCGACGAGGCCAAGCACAGGGAGGUGAACCAUACACUGGGGAACCUCAACCAGGGAGCGGAUCCGAACCCGUACACGUCGACGUAUAAGGAUCCCAGCAAAGCGCAUCCGAGCAAAGGGAUUGAUAAGUUGAAGCCGACCGGAUGGGAGAGAGAGGAGGUUAUUUAG